AUGACGAGAAUUUUAGAUCUAUAUAAGCUUGCUUUGAAAAAACAUCCCAAGACUACAAAUGCCGUUACAACUGGUGCAUUAUUUGGCGCAGGUGAUGUUUCAGCACAAUUUCUCUUUCCCUAUACAGAACAUAAAGGUACUAUAGAAUCAAAGGAGAAUCAUAAGAGGAAAGUAGCGUGGAAAUAUGACUUUUCUCGUACUGCCAGGGCCAUAGUCUAUGGAUCGUUGAUAUUUUCAUUCGUGGGUGAUAGAUGGUACAAAUUUUUGAACUACAAGGUUAAGUUACCCAAUAAACCAAGCAAUCAUUAUACAAACUUGCUUUGCAGAGUAGGUGUGGAUCAAUUGGGGUUUGCUCCAAUAUCCUUGCCAUUUUAUUUUAUGUGUAUGUCUGCGAUGGAGGGAAAAUCUUUUGAUGAUGCAAAAAUCAAGGUUAAAACACAAUGGUGGAAUACUCUAGUGACCAAUUGGUGCGUCUGGCCACUUUUCCAGGCUGUAAAUUUCUCGCUAAUACCAGUGCAACAUCGUCUCUUAGCUGUCAAUACAAUAUCUAUCUUUUGGAACACCUUCCUAUCAUUCAAAAACUCUUAUAUUCCAGUUGAGAAGGAAAGGUAUCCUGUUUACUAUCCUCCUGUGGCUGAAUGA
This is a messenger RNA of Kazachstania africana CBS 2517, 642 nucleotides long. RefSeq names its product ethanol metabolism protein (gene SYM1). The record is from RefSeq and is a predicted model, not a curated record. Gene Ontology annotation, cellular component: mitochondrion; membrane; cytoplasm. The coding region runs from base 1 to 642 and encodes 213 amino acids. The transcript has a single exon. NCBI's taxonomy places the organism in Eukaryota, Fungi, Ascomycota, Saccharomycetes, Saccharomycetales, Saccharomycetaceae.